AUGAAAUAUGCAUUAGUGUUGUUACUUUCAUUGGUACACGCAACAGUUAAAUAUGUUCCAUUUGAUAAAACGCAAUUAGAUCCUUUAUCAUUUUUUGAACAGUUUGAUUAUCCAUCUUUAAAAUCAUCGCCCUGGAAACUAUCAACUGCCAAAAAAUUUGAUGAAGGAAGAGAUGAAAUAGUUCGUUAUACUGGUGAAUGGAAAAUUGAACCUUCAACUUCUAAAUAUCCUGGUUUAGAAGGUGAUCUUGGAUUAGUUAUGAAAUCAAGAGCUUCUCAUUAUGCCAUUUCUUAUAAAUUACCUCAUGAAGUGACAAAUAGCAACAAAAACCAAGAUUUAGUACUUCAAUAUGAAGUAAAAUUACAACAAGGUUUGACUUGUGGUGGUGCUUAUAUAAAAUUAUUGGAUAGUUCACCUUCUGGUUAUAAAUUCUUCAAUUCAGAAACACCGUAUCAAAUAAUGUUUGGUCCUGAUGUUUGUGGCAGUGAAAACAAAAUCCAUUUCAUUAUAAGAAAACAACUCCCCAAUGGUACAAUUGAAGAGAAACAUUUGAAACAUAAACCAAUGGCAAGAACAAAUGAAUUGACUAAUUUAUAUACAUUAAUUGUUAAAUCAAACCAAGAUUUCGAAAUUAGAGUCAAUGGACAAGUUGCCAAAGCAGGGAAUUUAUAUAAUAAUCAAAAAUUAUUCACACCUCCAUUUGAACCACCAAAAGAAAUUCCUGAUGUUAAUGAUAAAAAACCAGAUGAUUGGGAUGAUCGAGCAUAUAUUCCUGACCCCACUGUUGAAAAACCAGAAGAUUAUGAGUUGAAACAUGAAUACCCUCAAGUUAGAGAUCCAAAUGCUGCUAAACCAGAUGAAUGGGAUGAACUGGCACCAAGGUAUAUUCCUGAUCCCGAUGCUGUCAAACCUGAAGAUUGGAAUGACAAUGAAAAAGAGUGGGAACCACCAUUAAUUGUUAAUCCUAAAUGUGCUACUGGUUGUGGACCAUGGGAAGCACCAUUAAUUCCAAAUCAUGAUUACAUUGGUCCAUGGUUCCCACCUGAUAUUAAAAACCCAAAUUAUAAUGGUAUUUGGACACCAAGAUUAAUUCCCAACCCUGACUAUUAUGAAGUGAAAACUCCAGGGAAAUUAGAUAAACCAAUUGGUGGAAUUGGAUUUGAACUUUGGAGUAUUGAAAGUGAUAUUUUGUUUGAUAAUAUUUAUUUAGGGAAUUCCAUAAAGGAAGCUGAAUUAAUUGGUAAUACUACAUUUACCAUAAAAUACGAAUUAGAAGCUGAUCAAAGACGUGAAAAUAAACCCCGAGCUAAAAAUGAACCUGUGGCACCACCACGAAAUUUUGAAGAUAUAAUCCGUGAUGAUUCUAUUUCUACACUUCAACAAUUUCUUAUUUUCAUCAAAUUAUUUUGGUUAAGACAAUAUGUUCAAUUAAAAGAUUUUUAUUUUGAAUUAAUGUUGGAUCCUAUAGGAUUAGUCACAGCAAAUCCAUUGAAAACUUUAGUGUAUGCAUUUUUGUUUUUGUUUUCAUUUACGAUAUUUUUUGGGUUUGCAAGUACAGUGAUGUUCUUACUACAAGGAGGCGAGGUGUUUGGAAGUACUACAACUGAUCAAAACAACACUGAACGUGUAUCAAACGCAGAAGAAAUUGAAAUUCCUAGCAGCAAUGUACAGAAAAUAGAAAUUCUUGAUGAACAAAUACAUGUGAGACAAAGGAAAUAG
Molecule: messenger RNA, 1719 nt
Organism: Candida dubliniensis CD36
Lineage: Eukaryota; Fungi; Ascomycota; Pichiomycetes; Serinales; Debaryomycetaceae
Product: calnexin
Exons: 1
Coding region: 1-1719 (572 amino acids)
Biological process (GO): protein folding
Cellular component (GO): endoplasmic reticulum membrane; endoplasmic reticulum
Molecular function (GO): calcium ion binding
Source: RefSeq, a predicted model, not a curated record